UUUGAUUUGCGGCCUGAAAUUGGCGGAUUGUGUGUUUUGAAUAGUUGCCGUAUCUUUCGCAAAUCAUCUUGCAGGCAAAGGAGGCAGCGAAGAAGAAGACGAAAAGAAGAAACGGAUACGGAAGGUGCGACGAGCACCUUUGCUUUGUUUGGUUGGAGGACACGAAGGAAGAGCAGAGCCAAGAAGAGCGGCCCAGCGACGGGAUUCGCAGCAACACGGACCAGCACAGCCUUAGCUGAACGAAAGGCGGGGGAGGAAGGAAGGAAAGAAGGAAGGAAGGAAGGAGGAUAACUACAACCAAUCAUGGCGGCUCAACGCAACAAGUUGGGCAGCCUGAUUGCAGAUACCCGAUCUGCACUCGCAGCAGAUGCACUCAUGGACUCGCUUGUGGCGCUUGGAUUGGAGUGCAAGGCUGCGCACCUGCGGCGCCUGAAGAACGUUGAGCGGUUCUCCCAGCGAUAUGAGGACGCGAUUGGGCAGAUCAAGGACCUGCGCCCGAAGCGGUCCGACUUUGAGAUGCUGAAGGUGAUCGGGCGCGGCGCAUAUGGCGAGGUGCAGCUCGUGCGACACAAGGAGACCCACGAACUCUUCGCCCUCAAGACCCUCAGCAAAUGCGAAAUGCUGAAGAAGACGGAUUCUGCGUUUUACUGGGAGGAGCGGGACAUCAUGUCGCACUCCAACAGCCCCUGGAUUGUGCAGCUCCACUUUGCGUUCCAGGACGACAACCACCUCUACAUGGCCAUGGACUACAUGGCGGGAGGCGAUCUUGUCACGUUGCAAGAGAAGAUGGACUUCCCCGAACACUGGGCCAAGUUCUACACUGCCGAGCUCGUGCUGGCGCUGGAGGACCUGCACGGUAUGGGGUAUGUACACCGCGAUGUCAAACCAGACAACGUGCUCCUCGACGCUCGCGGCCACCUCAAGCUGGCGGAUUUCGGGACAUGUGUGCGCGUGGACGAUGAUGCGAUGGUGAACAACCCUGGCGCCGCUGUCGGCACUCCAGACUACAUCUCCCCAGAGAAAUCGUCGCAAAAACCAGACGUGUUUACGGAGGACCGCUCCUUCUCCGGAAAUCAGCUCCCCUUCAUCGGCUUCACCUUCCACAGGGAAGGACUUGGCCUCGCUGGUCCAGAGACGCAAAGCGCCGGUGCAUUCAUGCUCACGUCAGACCAAGAGGACGUUGGUGUCGCCUCUCUCAAGGCGGCGAACGAUCGCCUGCAGGAGACGGUGGGGCGGUUGAAGCAAGAGGUGCAGUCGCUCACACAGCAGAACAAAGCCGAGACAGCAGCCAAAGCACAGGCGCUCAAGGAGGUCGCAAACCUGAAGGAAACCAUCGCGGCAAACGCGACAAAAAUGACGAGUGAGGUGGAGAAGAAAUACGCCGUUGCCCAGCUCGAAAUGGAGGAGCUCAACGCAAAACUCGCAAAGGCUGAGGAAGCGCGUGCGCGUGUGCAGACGGCGAUGGAGGAGACGAAAGAAACGCUGGCGGAGACGAAGGAAGAGAACAGCACUCUCUCCGCGCGCAUUGCUCGCCUCCAAGCCGACUUGACUGCAGCAAACGAGCAGAAGAAUGCGCUGCUUUCCCAAAUUGGAAAGAGUCCACGGAGGAGCGAAAGCAUUGCGGUGGAUUCCGAUUCCGCUGCUUUGGAGCAGAAGCUCAAGGCCGCAAACAGAGCGAGACAAACACUCAAGUCCCAGAUUGAGGAGUUGGAGAUGCAGUUGUCGACGGCAGAACGAAACGCGCGACGCGAGAAGAAGAAGUCCGCACAGCUGCAGGAUGAGGUUGAGGAGCUGCGCGGGGAUUUGGCGGCGGCGAAGAGCGAGACGGCGGCGGCGGUGGCGAAACAGCGCGAACUCGAGCACCAACAAGACAUCAUCGCAGACGCAGCGCAGCAGAAAGAUUCGCAGCUGCGCGAAUUGAGGAAGAAGUGCGCGCAAUACGAAGUGGACGUGCAGGAGCUUCGGUCGACAAUCGACAAGGAGGUUGCGCUCAGAGCAAAGCUUUCAUCCGUGGAAUCAGCGCCGCCUGUGUCUCCGCCCAGUGACGACAAGACGGCCAAACAGCUGGAGAAAAUCAAGUCAGACUUGAAAACGUCGCGCGCUUCAGAGGCAACGCUUCUCACACAGGUGGAGGAGCUUGAGGAUGAGGUGGUGCGGCUGCGCGGCGCCAACACCAAACUCGCUGCCAGCGCCCGUCUACUCGAGGACCAGCUCGCUGAUAUCGACAGCACGAGCUUGCGUGCGCUGGAGUCGCAGGUGUCUUCGCUUAAGUCGGACAAUGAAGCGUUGACAAGUGACGUGGACGAUCUGAAGGAGACGCUACAGCAGCGCGAGAAAUCGCUCGCAGCAGCAAAGCAACAGCUCCAUACUGCCCAGGAAACGAUUGCCAACCUUGAGGCUGAAGUCGCGCGCGUACAGUCGACGCAAUUUUCUUUUGAGGACUACGAAGCGGAGAAGACGUCCGCUGCCGCCCAAUUGGACACAUACAAAACAGAGAACGCAGAACUGCAUGAGCAGGUGUCGUCGUUGACGGCGAAGAAGGAGACGCUUGAGGCGAAGAUUUCGUCGCUUGAAGAGGGCGCAGCGGCAGCGGCAGCAGCACUGGACGACGCAAACGCAAGGGCGGAUGCGCUCGAGUCGUGGAAGAAGCGGCAGGCGGUGGAGGCCGAGCACGAGCGCACAGCGGCAACGCAGGAGACAGCGCGGUUGCAGACGAAGGUGGACGAGCUGUCCAGGCAGCUGGACGCAUCCACUACGUCCCAAGAGAAACAACGGGAGCUGUUGCGGACGCGCAUCACCGAAUUGGAGGAGAAGAACGACGAAUUGGAGCACAAGUUGGAGCAGGCGACGGCAGCCAUCACCGCGCAGACCACCAAGAUCACCCAGCUCAACAACAAGGUGAAAGAGGUUGAGAACGUGAAGGAGAUUGCGCUGAAGCAGCGGGAGCAGGCGCUCAAAGGACUCGAACUCCUGAACACGGGCGGCCACGUCGCAGGGGCAUCACGUGACUCUGAGCGACUGCUGCAUAAGCAGCUCAGCAAACAGCGGAAACUUGCACGCAGCGCCCAGGCAGAGGUGGAGAAGUUGAAGGCGCAGCUCAAGGCCAGCGAGAGCGACCACCGCAAGCGCCUCGUAUCCGUGAUGGAGGACCACGGCAAGUUGAUCCGGGGGCUGCAGCAGCAGUUCCAGGAGGAUCAGGACAACAAGUCCGCCACCAUCGAGGAGCUCCAGGCAAAAUGCGCUGCAAAGGACACGUCGCUGCGGGCGCUGCAGGCUGCGGUGGACGAGAUGAAGCAGGACGAGGGCGUAAAGCGGUUUGGAUCCCAGCGCCUCAAGCGCACACUCUCCGGACUUGUCAUCCACAACGAGGGGUGGGUGUGUAUGCCCGGUGAUCGCGGCAUCAAGAAGUCUGGCUGGCGGCCGCUGUUUGCUGUCCUCGACAUUGAAGGCCUCAAACUGUACCAGGACAACGAGCAGAGCACCCGCAGCGGUGACCCCACGCUGCUGAUUGGUCUGGCGCAGCUCGUCGGUGUGGAGCCCGCACAGCGCUCGGAGCUCAUCCACGCAAACCCGGCAGACGUACCGCUCGUGUUCAAGGUGCGUGCUGCGCGGCUUGAGGGCCAGCAGGGCAUUGGCAGCGACGACACAAAGAAGAAAGGAUUCGUCAUCCCGCGCUCAAUGUCGUUUGCCCUUCCAACCAGACAGAAGAGUGAUGGCCAUGAGUCGAAGAAAGGCGGUUUUUGGAAGGGCCGCGCGAAGAACAGCAGCACGUCGUCGUCGUCAUCGGGUGGCGGUGACGGCGCUUACAGGGAAUACUUCUUCAAGGCCGAAUCUCUCGGCGAACAAAGGGCUUGGGUGUCUCGAAUCACGGUUGCGAUUGACAAGAAGGGAGAGCUGUUCCAUGCAGGCAAAAAGUCGCCGACGACAGACAAAGCGUCACACUUGAAUGUGCCCGGCGAUGGCGACGCUGGUAACCGCUCCUCAUCCUCCCCAAACCUCGUCAGAAAACCGUCCUCGGUAUCAACGGCCUCAACGACUAGCAGAACGAGUCGCCUUUCUACAACCAUCAACAAAGACAACGAACUAUGUCAACAGAACACGAACGUGCUGGAGGCGACACAGCAAAAAGAGGCAGGGACUGGCCUUGCUGCAUUGCUGGAAACCAUUCCACACACAUCUUCCUGGCUUGUCAACCAGAUUCUUCGGCUGUUCAGCAAGCAGGCCGUGGUUGAUGAAGCAAGGCUGGAGUUUGAGGAUAGAAACGCACAUGACUGGCAGAUUGCACUGUCACCACCCGGGUCCAGACAACAACAACGGCAGCAGCAGCGCCUGGCAAUUGCUUCUCGUGAAGCGCUGGAAGUCUUUGACGUGGAUGGAGCGCACCUGCAUCUCCGCGCACACACGAAGCUGCCACGGGAUAAUGACUGCCCGCAACGCCUCCUGCGCUGGGAUGAGGAUGGCACGGCACUCAGCAUGUGCAUGUCCAACGGCCUUCUGCUCAUCUUUGCCGCGGAAGACCUUUCCGUAAUCGCCCGCAUUGACCUCUUGGCAGGCACAACAGAUGUGCCAGUCCCAUAUCGCAAACACGAUGCAAAGGAAUCACCUCAAGUCGCCGACAUCAUCCUGCUGCCCCACAGCAGCAGCAACAGCAGCAGCAGCAGCAACAACGCUGCAACACUACGCGCCCCACACAUCUGUGCACUGUUGACCAACGGCGAUGUGUUCAUCCGCGAUCCGUCAUCGACACCGCCAGCUGAGGAGGAUGAAGCAGCAAGCCACCGUGAACAGCACCACCAACAGCAGCGCGUGUCGUGUGGCUCGCACCUGUCGACGGUAUCCGCGCUCGUGUACAUGAGGGCAUCAAACAGCGUCGUUGUUGUUGGGCGAUCGCCACCCGGACACCUCGCAAUUGCAGGCUACCGUAUCGCCGUUGGCAGCGGUGGAGGCGGACGGCAGGACGUGCUGUCCUUGCAGCCCGUGGACUCGCUCGCAGGGAAGGUGAUAUUGCCUGCAGGCAACGAUGUGCACGGCACGGCAUGUGUUGGCCUGGACGUGAGUGCGGAUGGCAACCGUGUGGCAAUAGUGCUACUCAACGGCACCGUGGUCAUUGCGCGCAUGCCCGCCUUUGCUGUGGAGUGCACUGUACCAUGGACGCAGCUGAAGCGCGUGCAGUUGCACAAGGCCGCGCACGUGCUGCCAGAAUGCCGUGACGCAGCGCUACUGGACAGGCUGUCCGGCAUUCGCUGGUGGGGCGACGACCGCGUUCUAAUUGCAUUUGCAAAUGGCGAAAUUGCCCUCAUUGACAUUCCCACCACCACGGACACCAACAGCAGCGCAGAUGCCCGUGCACGUGUGAACCGGUUGACGCAACGCAUUCCGCUCUUUGGGCGAGCACCACUGCUCACGCGCACAGGCCGGCACCGCGAAGGCAGCGGCGAUGGUGAUAGUGAUGGCGAUGGUGGUGAUGGUGAUUUUGGUGAUGGGGAUGGGGAUGUGACGUUUGGGUGGGUGUUGCAGGAGCAGAAAUCCAAGGUUGCAGACAACAGCGACGACACCCGCACUGCCGCCAGUCAACCACCACCACCACCACAUCAACAACAACAGCAGCAACAGCAGCAGCAGCAGCAGCAGCAGCAGCAGCAACAGCAACAUGACAGUGGCGUCAUGCGGUCGCUCACACAGCUGCUGUCUGCUCUGCUUGGGUUUGCCGUCCCACCGACAUACACCACAACGUCCACCUAUCGCCUCACACACGUGCGCGAGUUGUCACCACCGGCGCUGCUGCAAGAACUGAUUGCGCUCGGGGAUUUCGGCGCAGCUCGCGAGCUUGCCGUGCAGCACGCACUGGACACGGACACGGUGUACAGGGCCAUGUGGCAGGCGGAGGGGCCCAGCAAGUACAACGUGCGCGACUAUCUCGCUCGCAUGCGCGAUCGCAUGUGGGUCCUGCGUGAGAUGACGUCAUACCGCGUGCGUGACAUGGACACGGCCAUGGAGAUGUGCGAGCUUGGACUCAAGCUGACGGCGUUUGGUGCCGUGUUUCCAAAUGUUUCCGGUCCAAGCGACGUUGAUACGCAGGCGCUGUGUGGCGAGGAGCGGCUGCUGCUGCUGAUGCGCCGCGAACUCUUGAAUCGCUACGAUCGAUUGCGAAUGUAUCGCUAUGUGCUGGACGUCGAGUCCUCCUUGUCUUUUGACGAGGAGGACUACGCACUGUUUGAAUCGGACCACCUGUCCACCCAGGCAGCGCUGCUUGCUUGCGACGGACACGUGCAGGCACUGCGCGGACUCUUCAUCCGCCACAUGCACCACCUCAGGCCCGCCACCUUCGCAAUCCUGGCCCUCCUCCCACCAACCAUGGAUCCACAGCAGUGGCUGUCGCUGCUGCCGACGUGCCGCAGCGGUGGCGAUGACGGGCUGGUGAUGAUGGAGGACAAGCCGUGGCGAGACGAACCAGACUGGUGCGAGGUCGUGACAGCCGACACCAACACCAGCAGCAGCGAACACCGUGACAAUGAUGCCAAUGCCAGCGAUAGCAACAGUGACGGCGGCGACACAGCUGUGCCAACGGCGGCAGAUUUGCUGCUGGAGACAAGCGCCGUUGCAAACACACGUGCGCUGCAUGCGCUGUCGGUGGUGCUGGCGGAGGAGGGGUGCGACGUUCCGCUUGAAGCCACCGCUGCUGCCGGCUCGCAGCUCAUUGCAUACCGGGCACGCCAGCUGUGUGCAGUGGGGGAGACGGGGCGAGCAACCCAGCUGAUUGGCGCGGCAAUGGCGAGAGAGUUUCCGCACUUGGACACGCUCAUGGCCAACGUGCAGACACUGGAGACUCUCGUCCGCGACUGCCACUACACCGUUGAACGUGAUGGUGCUGAUGGUGGUGCUGAUGGUGCUGAUGAUGGUGGUGGUGGUGAUGAGUAUGGAUUGACGCUGGACGAUGUGGAAGCGAUGCAACCGGUGGAUGUGUUGCGGGCAAUGACGGAUAUCUCUGGCGCUCGCGAACACACACACGCGCUGUCCGCGUCAACGGCAGCGGCAGUGCGGCGGAUGAGCAGCGAAGCAGAGAAGGACGCAGCCGUGUUUGCCGAUCGCUGCAAGUUUGUUGUCAUCCCGUACCUCCGGCGCUCCCACCACAGCACCGCCGGCGGCGGUCAUGGCGAUGGUUCCAAUGGUCAUGGAGAUGGUGGCGAUGAUGGUGUGUUGCCUGAGGACGGGGUGGCUGCGGUGGAAACGGUGCUGUGCGAACUGGCAGCAACACAUCCGCAUCGCAUCACCGCGCUCGUGUCAUCGGGUGGCGACGACAACAGCGCCGACGACAUGAAGCCAGCCGCAUCAUUGGCGUUGUCAUCCACACCGAUGCUUCAGCUCAUGGUUCCCUCCGCUGCACAGCGCACACGCGUCAUCAAGGCCCUCAUCCACGCCCUGACCAGCAAGCCAGGGUCCGAUGUGCUGUGCGAGCAGCUGCUGUCAGCACUGGAGGGCGUGGAUUCCACGGCAGCGGACGCGGCGUCGCCGGCGUGUCUCUGCUUCAUGGCCGUGUUCAAGCACCAGCCAACCAGCAUGCAUGCGCUGCACACCCUACACAGGGCAGCAACGCAGCACAUGCACGGUGACUCUGAUGGCAGCGAGAAGCAAGGUGGUGUGGAGGAACGACGUGGCGUGGUUGAUGAAGAUGACGAUGACGAUGAGGUUGGUGACCCAUGGACUGACGACGACGACAACGACGAUGAUGAUAACGGCGAUGACGAUGGUGACAAUGGUGGCAGGGGCCGGCAGGGAGAUGGGAGCGAUACAGUUGAGGCCAGCGCGCCCGCCCAAACACCCCAGACCAAACGACAACAACAACAACAACAACAGCAGCAGCAACAACAACAACAACAACAGCAGCAGCAGCAGCAGCAGCAGCAGGAACGGCAGGUGGCGGCUGCGCGUGAGGCGUGUGAGCAGUUUGUGUCGCGGCUGCUUCGAGUUGGGGCAAAGCGCGCUCACACGUCGGAGGCGUGGCGACUGCUGUUGGAGGACGUGUUUGUGGUUCAGCGCUACCUGCACGCGGGUGUGAGCGUGCAGUUUGCGCUGCGCGAGUACAUGUGCGUGUGUUUGACUGCAGAAGACGAUGCCGCCCUUGCUGCCGUCAUGCCGUUCUUCAAACUCACGCAACACCAGCAGCGAAACGUGGGCGACUCAGGUCCUAGUGACGCCACAAUGGGCAAGGAACAGGGAACAGCAGCAACAUCAUCAUCGACAGCAACAGCAGCAUCAAUGGGGUCAUCAUCAUCAUCGUCGUUUCGUGCGCGGAUGAGUGCGCUGGGCGAGGCGUCUUCGGGUCGCGUUGCCGGCGCACUGCGCCAACUCCUCACGCCGUCCCGCCACUUUAUGCGGCGCCGUGUCCUCGGUGACGGUGAUGGUGACGGUGAUGGCGGUGGUAGCGAUGGCAGUGGUGAUGGUAGUGGUGAUAGUGGCAGUGAUUGGGUGUCGCCGCUUGUGAAUGAGCUGACACUGAGCGACGUGAUGCAAGCGAGCCUGUCUGCCGUGCGGGAGCUGGUCAACAGUGCCGUUGAUGUCGACACCGACAUGCACACGCCAGCCAUGGGAUCGUCAUCGUCAUCAGCAACAGCAGCAGCAGCAGCAGCAAUGCGAGCGAUGGGCACCGGUGUUCAUCCACUGGACAAAGCGCGACGCAUUCUCAAUCUGCUGCCGUCAGAUGAUGGUGAUGUUGUCGCUGAACGGAAAUUCCUGGACGCGUGCGCACUUCUCGCCUCCCUCAACGUCAAGAUGAGUCCGUUACAGCUUCGUCUGCUCUCUCCUCUCGCCGUCGCCACCAAAGUGCUUGACGCAGCUGCUGUGGAUUUGCACGAUUUCGACCCAAUUGCGCACCUGAUUGACCUUCGUUGCACAACAACAGACGAGGCGAAUGCUGUCAAGGCGCAAGUGCGCGAAGACAUGAUUGUGCGUUCACUGGAGGCUGAUGGCGUGAGCACGGCCAUCGCCCACCUCAUCCCGCUCAUCACCGCCUCGCAGCGACCAGAUGGCAGCAGCAGCGGCGGCGGUGGCGGUGGUGGUGGUGAUGUGGCGCGCGCGGCCAACACGGACACGCUGGUGACGUUGUGCUCGCAAGUUGUGCGCAUGGUGCUGGAUGGUGCUGCUGUGGAUGCAUCAGCUCGUGCACAUGUGGUCACGGCGGCUCUGUUCUGUGUUCAUCAUUGCGACGACGUCGCCAUAGGAGAACACCUUGCUGCUCUCAAGCACGUCUUACGCAUGGACACCACCAUCGCAGCUGCAGCCGCAGCCGCUGGAGGAGGAGGUGGUGGCGAUGACGCUGAUGAUGACGAUGACAGCGAUAGCGGUGACACGAUGGCUGCGUCGCAUCAAACGGAUGCGAGCGCCUCUCGCGUGUCUGUGUCGUCGGCGGGUGCGCUGUUGGGCAGCGUGACGCGCGCAGCGCAGUCGUCUGUGUCCACAUUCGCGGCCACAACGACAACGGCGAUGAUGGCCAUGGGCGCUGGCUUUGGCGUAGCUGUCACCGGUGAUGAUGAUGGCGGUGGUGGCGGUGCUGAACAGCUCGAUGGCCGCGAUCAGCGGUUGCUGCAGCGAGCACUGAACACAUGUACACAACUCACCGCCCCACAGCCACCCAUCUUUACGCGCACCGAUGGCGGUGACGAUGACAACGGGGGUGACGGCGGGGCAUCGCUCAGCGGCCGGAGAGGCGCUGCCCGCCACGAUGCUGAUACGUGGCUGCGUGCGAUUGUCACGCUGAAGACGCGUUUUGGUCACGAUCACGCGCUCAUCAAGACCUUUGUGGCACUACGAUGGGUCGCAGCAGCAGCAACAAGUGAGGAAUGCAUGGACACGCCAGGGGGACCACAAUCGUCAUCGUCAGCAUCAACACCAUUGGCUGACAUGCUCAAGACGUGUCGGUACGUCCCUGUCGGGGACCUGCUGGCGUUUGUGGCGAAAGAGGUGGACGCAUAUGCAGGGAUGAAUAAGGACAAUGACAGCAUCGGCAGUGAUUACGAGAAAGAGGCUGGUGACAAUGGUGACGAUGGCGCUGAUGGGGAUGGUGCUGUGGGGCGACGAGAGGAGAGGACAGCGUUGGCUGCAUUGUGGCAGUGGUGUGUGAAGGAGGAGCACAACGAGCGUGUUGCGCAACGACUGGUGCAUGUGGAGGACCACGUUGACCGCACGCGCUUCCUCAACGACGGCGCCUAUCGCGCAUCUUGCAUCAAGGGCAUGGGACGUCGUGCCCGAAACCCGGACCUGUUGAACCGUGCAAUCCUCCUCGCAGCUGAAUUUGACAUUCCACCAGCAACCGUCUACUCGGCACACCUUAAAGCGGUGCUGAACAACUCGUCUCCGCGUGUCUCCCAACUGCAAGCGUCCGUUGAGGACAUGACGGCCGCCCUCGUCGACGACAGCGUAGAUGCCGCCGCCCAGCUGCUUCGGUCCAUCUGGGAUCGCAGUUCCUACGCCGAUCUUGAAGGCGUCGAGACGUUCGCGCGCGUGUGUGCGGCGUUUGAAGCAGCAGCGCAACACAAGACGGGGCAACAGAUCACGGUGUUGCAGGAGCCCGCAUCCGUACAUGUUGAGGUGAUCAACGCCCUCAGGACCGCCCGCGUGAACAUUAGCGACUACAAACGCAUCGUCGCCACCCACACAUCCGCAGCCGAUGGUGAUAAGGAGGAGGAGGAGCCAGAACAACAACAACAGCAGCAGCAGCAGCAUUUUGUGCUGUCGCCACUGAUGAUGGCCAUCAAGCCUGCUGUGACGCGGGAUAACGUGGACAUGUUGGCAGAGCAACUCCCACGCGUGUGCACACUUACAAAGAUGCAGGUGCUGAUGCUGCUGGCCGUCCAAGAGGUGCAGUCGGCGCAACUGCCACACGUGCACUCAUCGGACCCCGUCCCGCGCUCGUUUGUGGACAUGUGGGAAUCAGCGAUUGCGUUUCUUGAUGGCGCAGCGCCAGCGGAGUUGGAACAGUUCCUGCGCGUGUGUGUGGAUGAGAACUGGCCGCGUGUCGUCAUUUCGUUUUGCUACAAAUCCGCCAUCAAACGAGCGCGCCAAACGGCCAACAGCGACAACGACGACGAUGCCCUGACCAUCGAGCGAAUGGUGGAGAGGAGGAAGAAGCUGACGGCGGAGCCAGCGAUGAGGUUGUCCCACCGCGUUGCACAGCUGGGCGACGACUAUGAGCAGAUGUUUCUCGAGUGCGGUGAUGAUGCGGAUUGUCUGUUUGCAUUCGCUGUUCGCGUCAUCGCAACCACCCGCGACUUCAAGAUUGCCGCUGCGGUGAUUGCGGGCGAUGAUGUGCGCGAUCUUGAGGCAGCGGUAUCGGACGCCGUUUGCGCUCUCAUCGCCACAUACGCACACACGCGCACGCCCGAGAUGAGCGCGUGUGUGCGCGCUGCGUUUGCUGCAGAACCGCUGGCGUGUGAGGCGACGGGUGCACUCAAAGCCGUCGUGGACACACUCGCAGCUGCAGCUGAUGCACAGAAGCACCAAGCACACGACGCCCACAACGCAAGUGACGAUGAUGAUGACGAUAGUGAUGACGAUGACGACGAGUGGAGUGUUCACCCGCAUGAUUUGCUGCGCGUUGCGCUUGGCGAAGUGCGUGCAUAUGUGCUGUCAUCGGAAGUGUCGAGUGAGGAGGUUGGAUUCAAGUUGCAGGCCACGAAGCUGCUGGCCGCCCACCAGCACCGCAUCGACACGUGGGAUGACGACGACGAUGACAGUGAUGGUGACAGCGAGGGCGAUGGCGAAGGGGAUGAUGAUGUCCUGAACCGCAUCGUCGGGAAACUCUCCGUCGCCAAACACUUGCACGAGGCGCUUGGCGUGGACGUGUCCAUGUGGCGUGGUGCAGACGCCGUGUCGCUGGUGCAGAUUGUGCUGGCUGAGGCCGGCAGCAGCACCGACCGCUUCCUGCUCGGCCCAGCGCUCCUCAACACCUGGCACCGCGCAUUUGUCGCCCCGCACAUCAGCCGUGAUGGUGAUGGUGAUGGUGAUGGUGAUGGUGAUGGGAAGCAGCGGUGGGCAGAGGGGAGCCUUGCUGCUGCGUGGGAGCUGCUGUGCAAGAUGGCGCUGGUCCAUGAUGCGGACGGCGACACGUUCCUGAUGCUGUGUGCGUUCAAGGCCAAGUUUGCACAUCACGAACUACCGCCAGCGACUGUCGAGCGCGCGCUGGGUAACCUCCGUGAUCAGCACCCGCUGCAGGCGACAGCAUGGCUGCUGGCAAAUCAGCGCGGUAAAGAGCACUGGGAGCAGCUGCGGCCGAGGGAGGACAGCCGUCGCAGCCGCAAAGUGCUGACGUUUAUUGCCUGCAGGCUCCACUUGCUGCCGCAGAUUGCUGGCACGUGGCUGUAUGUGCGCGUGCGCGAUACGAUUGUGGACGCCGUGCAGCAGAACGACGUUGUGCUGCUGCCAAACGUGGACGCUGCGGUGAAGGUGCACGAGGAAGGGCUGUGCAUGCAGCUGCGGGCUGCUGGCUUGGAGGAGGAGGCGGAGGACCUGCACAGGAGGUGUCACGAGACGGCGCAGACAUCGGCGUUUGCGGGCGUCAUGCGGAGUUUCUUCUCCUAGCCCUCCUUACGUGUGUGUGUGUUGUGUGUGUGUGUGUGUGUUUCUCUUAGUGACCGUGGCUGCGAAUCACGGAUCAAGUGUUUAUAUCAUGUCAGCGCAGGGGAGCACAAAAUAGAUGACAAGCGACAGUUCCUAAAGGUCAAAACAGA
Salpingoeca rosetta is the source of this 12722-nucleotide messenger RNA. Its product is annotated as AGC/DMPK/ROCK protein kinase. The record is from RefSeq and is a predicted model, not a curated record. The transcript is spliced from 55 exons. Gene Ontology annotation, biological process: peptidyl-threonine phosphorylation; actomyosin structure organization. Lineage: Eukaryota; Choanoflagellata; Craspedida; Salpingoecidae. Gene Ontology annotation, molecular function: protein serine/threonine kinase activity; ATP binding. The coding region runs from base 304 to 12573 and encodes 4089 amino acids. Gene Ontology annotation, cellular component: cytoskeleton; cytoplasm.